AUGGCUCCCACAGCGGCGACAGACACCAAUUGGUCUGUCAACUACGAUACCCUGAAGCGGGAGAAGCUCUUCAGGAACCCUCCCACCGACCAUACCGCAUACCCAGCGUUGGCCGCCUCCAUCCGGCCGCACGUCGAUUCUUUCAAUGCGCUCUUCGACGGUCCCAAGACCCUGGAAGAGGCCCUGAAGGACAUUGGCACCAAGACUUUCCUCGACGGCGAUGCUGAAACACCCGAACAGAAGAAGGCUCGCAUUGCGGAGGGCCGCAAGGCUCCGAGACGCAACCGGCUCAACGUUCGGAUCAGUGAAGUUUUUCUCGAGAAGCCCGCACUGCCCCCUACCAACAAGUUCGCGACUCGCAACCGCAAUAUCUAUCCCUCGGAAUGCCGUGAGAGACACGCGACGUAUCGCGGGAAGCUGCGCGCUCGCAUCGAGUGGCAGGUCAACAAUGGCGAUUGGAUGGAGUCGGUCCGAGAAUUGGGCCAGGUCCCCAUUAUGCUGAGGACCAACCGGUGCCAUCUCGAGAAGGCGACCCCUCAUGAACUCGUCGAGCACAAGGAAGAAUCGGAGGAGCUGGGUGGUUAUUUCAUUGUCAACGGAAACGAGAAGCUCAUUCGAAUGCUGGUGGUCGGAAAGCGAAACUACCCCAUGGCGAUCAUCCGUGGUUCCUUCGUCAAGCGUGGCCACACAUACACCAAAUACGGUAUCCAGAUCCGGUCCGUAAGGCCAGAUCAGACAUCGCAAACGAACUCUCUACACUACUUGACCGACGGCAACCUGACCUUCCGUUUCUCCUGGAGAAAGAACGAGUACCUCAUCCCGGUGAUGAUGAUCCUCAAGGCCUUGGUAGAGACGAACGAUCGCGAGAUCUUCGAGGGAAUCGUGGGCGGCGCCUCGUCUGAGGGCAUCAAGAACACAUUCAUCACGGAUCGUGUGGAGUUGCUGCUUCGGACAUACAAGGCAUACAACAAGCACAGCCGCUCGGCCUGCCGAUCAUAUCUCGGAGAGAAGUUCAAACCUGUUCUUGGAGUCGCGGCCGACAUGUCCAACGAAGAUGCUGGUACCGAGUUCCUCCGCAAAGUUGUCCUCCCCCACCUGGGCUGCCACAACGUCACCGAAACCCAGGAUUACGACAAGUUCAAGAUGAUCCUGUUCAUGAUUCGAAAGCUCUAUGCAUUGGUUGCCGGAGAUUGCGCUCCGGACAAUCCGGAUGCGGUCUCCAACCAAGAAAUCCUUCUUGGUGGUUUCCUCUACGGAAUGCUUCUCAAGGAAAGGCUCGAGGAAUGGGUGAGGUCUUUCAGCCCAAUUCUCAGGGACUGGUCCAACCGCAACAGCGGAGCCAAGUUCACCGAUUCCGCAUUCGAGAGGGACUUCCUCAGCAAGGUUGUGAAGCGGUCCAACGAGAACAUCGGAGGAGCUCUUGAAUAUUUCCUUUCCACCGGUAACCUGGUCAGUCCCACUGGUCUUGAUUUACAGCAGGCAUCCGGUUACACUGUCAUGGCAGAAAAGAUCAACUUCUACCGGUUCAUCAGUCACUUCCGCAUGAUUCACAGAGGUAGCUUCUUCGCACAGCUCAAGACCACCACGGUCCGUAAGCUGUUGCCUGAGAGUUGGGGUUUCUUCUGCCCUGUACACACUCCUGAUGGAGCUCCUUGUGGUCUGCUUAACCAUCUUGCGCACAAGUGCUUGAUCGCCACUAGUGACGUUGAUGUAUCAAAGAUUCCCAAGGUACUGGUGCAGUUGGGUGUUCGUUCUGAGUCGUCUGUUUCUGUGGAGGAGAGCGUGACUGUCCAGCUGGACGGACGCGUUAUUGGAUACUGCUCCCCCAAGCAGGCCGGCGCAAUUGCCAACACGCUAAGACGCUGGAAGGUGGCAGGAGACGACCGUAUCCCUCUCGAGCUGGAGAUCGGCUACGUCCCCAACUCCAAUGGCGGUCAGUAUCCUGGUAUCUACAUGUUCUCGCAAGCCGCCAGAAUGUUCAGACCCGUCAAGUACCUGCCCCUGGGCAAGCUCGACUACGUCGGCCCAUUCGAGCAGCCCUUCAUGGAGAUUGCCUGCAUGCCCAACGAUCUUAUCUCGGGUGUCUCCACUCACAUCGAGUUCACUCCCACGAACAUGUUCUCCAUUGUCGCCAAUAUGACGCCAUUCUCCGAUCAGAACCAAUCCCCUCGUAACAUGUACCAGUGUCAGAUGAGCAAACAGACAAUGGGUACGCCUGGUACUGCGAUCGAUUACCGCACCGACAACAAGCUGUAUCGGUUGCAGACAGGUCAGACCCCGAUCGUGCGGUCGCCGCUCUACAACGCCUACGGUCUGGACAACUUCCCCAACGGUACGAACGCUAUUGUUGCUAUUAUCUCCUACACCGGUUACGACAUGGACGACGCUAUGAUCAUCAACAAAUCCUCUCACGAACGUGGUUUCGGUCACGGUACGAUCUACAAGACCAAGGUCCAUGGCCUUGACGACAACGACUCCCGCCGGGGCAAGUCUCGCCGUGAGAUCACCAAGCUCUUCGGUUUUGCCCCCGGUGACCAGAUCAAGGCCGAGUGGCGUGCCACCCUCGAUGAAGACGGUCUGCCUCACAUUGGCGCCCGAGUCAAGGAAGGCAGCUAUGUUGCGGCGUGGCACAACGUGCGGUAUGACGCCGCCAGCGACUCGUACGUGAACGUGGAUGGCGUCACCCACUUCGUGAAGUACAAGGACGCGGAAGAAGGAUACAUCGACAGCCUGCGCAUCCUGGGAGCCGAAUCCGGUGUCGAGCCCUGCCAAUCGAUCAGCGUCAAGUACCGCAUUCCCCGUAAGCCGAUCAUCGGUGACAAGUUCUCCUCUCGUCACGGACAGAAGGGUGUUUGCUCGCAGCUCUGGCCCGCGGUGGACAUGCCCUUCUCCGAAAGUGGCAUCCAGCCCGACCUGAUCAUCAACCCUCACGCUUUCCCUUCCCGUAUGACAAUCGCCCAGAUGGUCGAAUCCAUGGCCGGUAAGGCCGGUGCCCUCCACGGCCACCCGCAAGACUGCACGCCGUUCCAGUUCUCCGAGGAGAACACGGCGGUGGACUACUUCGGGCAGCAGCUCCGCAAGGCCGGAUACAACUACUUCGGCAACGAGCCCCUGUACAGCGGGAUCACGGGCAAGGAGUUCGCGGCGGACAUCUUCAUCGGCGUGGUCCACUACCAGCGUCUGCGUCACAUGGUCAACGACAAGUUCCAGGUCCGCACCACGGGCCCCGUCAACAACCUGACCGGCCAGCCCGUCAAGGGCCGUGCCAAGGGCGGUGGUAUCCGUGUCGGCGAGAUGGAGCGCGACUCGCUGAUCGCCCACGGCGCCGCCUUCCUCCUGCAGGACCGUCUCAUGAACUGCUCCGACUCCACCCGCUCCUGGAUCUGCCGCGACUGCGGCUCCUUCCUCUCCACCCAGGUCGUCGCCUCCGCCGCCGGCUCCAGCAAGGCCCGCAUCGCCGCCGCCAAGGCCGCUUCCUCCCAGUCCGCCAGCAGCAACAAAGACCACCACGGCCCCAGCGGCCUGUCCGGCCUCGUCCGCUGCCGUCGCUGCGCCCGCGAGGCCGUCUUCGAUGACUCCCGCGCCGUCGUCUGGGAGGACGGGGACGGCCGUCGCUACGUCGGCGGCGAUAACGUCACCGUCGUCGCCGUGCCGGGUGUGCUGCGGUACCUGGACGUCGAACUCGCUGCCAUGGGUAUCCGGAUGAAAUUCCGGGUGGAUAACUAG
Molecule: messenger RNA, 3726 nt
Organism: Aspergillus brunneoviolaceus CBS 621.78
Lineage: Eukaryota; Fungi; Ascomycota; Eurotiomycetes; Eurotiales; Aspergillaceae
Product: DNA-directed RNA polymerase I core subunit RPA135
Exons: 3
Coding region: 1-3726 (1241 amino acids)
Biological process (GO): DNA-templated transcription
Cellular component (GO): RNA polymerase I complex; nucleus
Molecular function (GO): DNA-directed RNA polymerase activity; DNA binding; ribonucleoside binding
Source: RefSeq, a predicted model, not a curated record